AUGGACCCAUCUGAUCCCGAUUUCGAAUUCCUCGGUGUCGACCGAAAAGCCCUUCUCAAAGAAGCUGAACAAGGUUCCUUCGACUCCAAGUCUGUAGCUUGGGUUGAAGAUGAGAAGGAGGGUUAUGUCAUGGCUGAUAUUGUGGAGACUAGCGGUGAUAGCGUCACUGUCAAACUCAAGGAUGGAAAUACCAAACAAAUCAAGAAGGAUGACCUUCAGCAGGUCAACCCUCCCAAAUUCACCAUGGCUGAGGAUAUGGCUGAUUUGACUUACCUUAAUGAUGCCUCUGUCUUGGAAAAUUUGAGAGCCCGCUAUUACCACAAGCUUAUCUACACCUAUUCGGGCCUCUUCUGUGUAGCUGUCAACCCUUACAAGAGGUACCCAAUUUACACCUAUGAGGUCGCCAUGAAGUACAAGGGCAAGAGGCGUGCAGAAAUGCCACCUCACUUGUUCUCCAUCUCUGACAAUGCCUACCAUAGCAUGUUGGCUGAUCGUGAAAAUCAAUCCAUCUUGAUUACUGGUGAAUCUGGUGCUGGUAAGACUGAGAAUACGAAGAAGGUUAUUUCCUACUUCGCUUUCGUCACCGCUAACCCCAGCAAGAAAGGUGAGGAAGUUGAGAAGAAAGGUAGCUUGGAGGACCAGAUUGUCCAAGCUAACCCUCUCUUGGAAGCCUAUGGUAACGCCAAGACCAACCGAAAUAACAAUAGUUCCCGAUUCGGUAAAUUCAUUCGUAUUCAUUUCGGUACCACGGGAAAAAUUGCUGGAGCUGAUAUCGAGUUCUAUCUGUUGGAGAAAUCUCGUGUCACUUCUCAAAUGAAGGGAGAGCGUAACUUUCACAUUUUCUACCAACUGCUCUCCGACUUCGGUAAAAAAUACCACGACAAGCUUCUCGUGGCUGCUGACCCUGCACUCUACUCAUUCAUUAACCAGGGUGAAUUGACUAUUGAGGGCGUUGAUGAUUCUGAAGAAAUGAAGCUCACCGAUGAAGCUAUUGACAUCUUGGGCUUCACCAACGAGGAGAGAAUGUCUCUUUACAAGUGCACCACCUCUGUUAUCAACAUGGGUGAGAUGAAAUUCAAGCAGCGACCACGUGAAGAACAGGCUGAAGCUGAUGGUACUGCUGAGGCUGAAAAGGUUGCCUUCUUAUUGGGUGUCAACGCCAAGGAUUUGCUCAACUCCUUCCUUAAACCGAAAGUCAAGGUCGGUAAUGAGUUCGUUACUAAGGGUCAGAACUUGGAUCAAGUCAACUUUGCCGUCAACGCCUUGGCUAAGUCCCUUUACUCACGUCUUUUCACUUGGCUCGUCUAUCGUGUGAACAAGACUCUUGACACCAAAGUCAAGCGCCAAUACUUCAUUGGUGUCCUGGAUAUCGCCGGUUUCGAAAUCUUCGAUGAGAACGGCUUCGAACAAAUUUGCAUCAACUACACAAACGAACGUCUUCAACAAUUCUUCAACCACCACAUGUUCGUCCAAGAACAAGAAGAAUAUAAGAAGGAGAAUAUUCAGUGGACAUUCAUUGAUUUCGGUAUGGACUUGCAAGCCUGUAUCGAUCUCAUUGAAAAGCCAAUGGGUAUCAUGUCCAUUCUUGAAGAAGAAUGUAUGUUCCCGAAGGCCACUGACCAAACUUUCAAGCAAAAACUGUACGACAACCAUCUUGGAAAGAGCCCCAACUUCGCAAAGCCCAAGCCACCAAAGGCUGGUCAGAAAGAAGCUCACUUCGAGCUUCACCAUUAUGCCGGUUCUGUACCUUACAACAUUACCGGUUGGUUGGAUAAAAACAAGGAUCCAUUGAACGACACCGUCGUUACCCUUCUUCAGGAAUCCAAAGAGUCUUUGGUUGCUCAAAUGUUUGCUCCUCCAGAAGAUGGAACAAAGAAAAAGAAGUCAAGCUCUUUCAUGACUGUUACUUACACCCAUCGGGAGUCUUUGAACAAACUCAUGAAGAACUUAAUGAGCACAAGCCCAAGCUUCAUUCGUUGCAUUGUGCCCAACGAAUUCAAACAACCUGGUGUCAUUGAUGCUCACCUGGUUCUCCAUCAGCUCCACUGUAACGGUGUUCUUGAAGGCAUCCGUAUUUGUCGCAAGGGCUUCCCGAACAGAAUGGUCUACUCUGAAUUCAAGCAGCGCUACUCCAUUCUCGCUCCUAAUGUUAUUCCUGCUGGUUUUGUUGAUGGCAAACAGGUCACGGAGAAAAUUCUCGAUGCUUGCCAGCUAUCAAAGGAUAGCUAUCAGUGCGGUAACACCAAGGUCUUCUUCAAAGCUGGUACUCUGGCCGAGUUAGAAGAUAUGCGUGAUGAGAAAUUGAGCAAGAUUAUCUCCAACUUCCAAGCCCAAAUUCGUGGCUAUCUUAUGCGUAAGGAAUACAAAAAACUGCAAGAUCAACGAACAGCUCUUGCUCUCAUCCAGCGCAACAUUCGUAAGUACCUGAUGUUGCGUACUUGGCCAUGGUGGAGACUUUACACCAAGGUCAAGCCUAUGCUCAACAUUGCCCGUCAAGAGGAGGAGAUGAAGAAAGCUGCUGAAGAGUUGGCAAAGAUGAAGGAAGAGUUCGAAAAGCUCGAGAAACUCAAGAAGGAAUUAGAGGAACAGAAUGUGACUCUCCUUCAACAGAAGAAUGACAUCUUCCUUCAACUCCAAACCGAGCAGGACAACUUGGCUGACUCAGAAGAGAAGGUUUCAAAGUUGAUCCUCCAGAAGGCUGACAUGGAACAACAAAUCAAGGAGUUCGAAGAGCGCUUGAAUGAUGAGGAGGAUUCCAACAGGAACUUGGAAGAAUCCAAGAGAAAGCUUGCAGCUGAGAUUGAUGAACUCAAGAAGGACGUUGAAGAUCUGGAAAGCACUCUCCAAAAGGCUGAACAAGAAAAGCAGGCCAAGGAUAAUCAGAUCAAGCAACUUCAGAGUGAGAUGCAACAACAAGAGGACCAAAUUGCCCGUGUCAAUAAGGAGAAAAAAGCCCUCGAGGAGCAAAACAAACGUACCACUGAGGCCCUCCAAGCUGAGGAAGACAAAGUCAAUCACCUCAACAAGCUUAAAGCCAAACUUGAAUCAACUCUCGAUGAGAUGGAAGAGAAUUUGGCCCGUGAACAAAAGAUCCGCGGAGAUGUCGAGAAAUCCAAGAGGAAGCUUGAAGGUGAUCUGAAAGCCACUCAGGAGACUGUUGAUGACCUUGAGCGUGUUAAACGCGACCUUGAGGAACAACUCCGCCGCAAGGAUGCUGAAAUUGCCAAUAUGGGAGGCAAGUCCGAGGAAGACCAGGGCUUGAUCAAUCAACUCCAACGCAAGAUCAAGGAACUUCAGGCUCGCAUUGCUGAGCUUGAAGAAGACCUCGAAGCUGAGCGGGCUGCUCGCAGCAAGGCUGAGAAGGCCCGUCAACAGCUCGAGGCAGAGCUUGAUGAAGUUUCUGACCGCCUUGAAGAACAAGGUGGCGCCACCGCUGCUCAAGUGGAUCUCAACAGAAAACGUGAAGCUGAGAUGGUUAAGCUGAAGCGUGAUCUUGAAGAGGCUCGCAUUCAGAAUGAGCAACAAGUCCAGUCCCUCCGAAAGAAGCAAGCCGACGCUAUCAACGAAGUAACUGACCAACUCGACCAGGCCAACAAGCUUAAGGCUAAGGUUGAGAAGGAGAAAGCAGACCUCAAAGCCGAGUGCGAUGAUCUCCAAGGUCAGGUUGCAAAUCUCGCCAAGCAGAAGAUGAAUGCUGAGAAGAAUUGGAAGACUUGCGAGUCUCAAAUUGCUGAACUGCAGGCUCGUCUUGAUGAAGCCUCCCGCCAGAGCAGUGAUAUUGGCUCCCAAAAAGCACGUCUCUCACAAGACGUUACUGAGCUCCAACGCCAAUUGGAAGAAGCCGAAUCCCAAGUUGGUCAACUCACUAAAGCCAAGCAACAACUUGCAUCUCAACUUGAGGAAGCGCGCAGAAACCUUGAUGAAGAGACACGUGCCAAGUCCAAGUUGACCUCUGAGGUUCGAAACCUAAGCUCAGAUCUCGAUGCUCUCCGUGAAUCCCUUGAAGAAGAACAAUCCGCCAAGUCUGACAUGCAACGCCAGAUUCAGAAACUCCAGAAUGAGAUUGCUGCUGGUGUUGGCAAGGGACAAGGCGAUAUCAAGAACGAGGAAUUCGAGGAGAUGAAGCGCCGACUCACUGCUAAGUUGCAGGAAGCUGAAAGCGAAGCCGAUUCUGCCAAGCAGAAGUGUAGUCAAUUGGAGAAAGUCAAAGCUAGACUACAGGGUGAGAUUGAGGACUUGAUGGUUGAUGUUGAACGUGCCAAUGGCCUCGCCAGCCAACUUGAGAAGAAGCAGAAGAACUUCGAUAAGACCCUUGGUGAGUGGCAACAGAAGUAUGCUGACUCUCAAGCCGAGUUGGAGAAUGCUCAACGAGAAGGACGUGGCUACUCUACCGAUGUCUUCCGUUUGAAGGCUCAACUUGAAGAAGCUCAUGACCAAAUCGAGGCUGUUCGACGCGAGAACAAAAAUCUGUCUGAUGAGAUCCAUGACUUGACCGAACAACUCGGAGAAGGUGGCCGUUCAGUCCAUGAGGCUGACAAGGCCCGCAAACGCCUUGAGAUGGAGAAGGAAGAACUCCAAGCUGCUCUAGAGGAAGCCGAAUCCGCUUUGGAACAAGAGGAGGCCAAAGUGCAACGAGCCGCCCUUGAGCUUUCUCAAGUUCGUUCUGAAAUUGACCGUCGUUUGGCUGAAAAAGAGGAGGAAUUCGAAGCCACUCGCAAGAAUCACCAACGUGCAAUUGAAAGCAUGCAGGCUUCUCUUGAGGCUGAGGUUAAGGGCAAGGCCGAUGCUAUGCGCAUGAAGAAGAAACUCGAACAAGACAUCAAUGAACUCGAAGUCGCUCUCGACUCUGCCAACCGCGGUCGUGCCGAGAUGGAAAAGAACUCCAAGAAAUUCCAACAGCAAGUGAGAGAGAUGGAGAGCCAAUUGGAGGAUGAACAACGCAAUCGCGAAGAGCUGAGAGAGAACGCUGCCACCGCUGAAAGACGUGCUCAAAUGUUAGCUGGAGAGUUGGAGGACAUUCGUACACACUUGGAAGCCUCUGAACGAGCCCGCAAAGCUGCUGAAUCCGAGAGAGCUGAAGCCGCUGAUAGGGCUUCCGAACUCUCUGCUCAAGCGGCUUCCUUCGCUGCCAUGAAGCGCAAGAUGGAGGCUGAUUUGGCUGCCAUGCAGGCUGACCUUGAGGAGGCUGCCAAUGAAGCUAAACAAGCCGACGAGCGUGCCAAGAAAGCCAUGGCUGACAGCGCUCGUGUCUUCGAGGAAGUUCGUCAAGAACAGGAACACACCCAACAUGUUGAGAAGGCUCGCAAGCAAGCUGAGCAGCAAGUCAAGGAACUCCAAGUUCGUCUUGAGGAAGCUGAGGCAAAUGCCAUGAAGGGAGGCAAGAAGGCUCUCAGCAAACUCGAACAACGUGUUCGUGAAUUGGAGACUGAGUUGGAUGCUGAACAACGCAGACAUGGUGAGACCCAGAAGAACUAUCGCAAGAUUGAUCGCAGAUUGAAGGAGGUCUCUAUGCAGGCUGAGGAGGACAAAAAGAACUACGACCGCAUGCAAGAGUUGGUUGACCAACUUCAGGGCAAGAUCAAGACCUACAAACGCCAGGUUGAAGAGGCUGAAGAAAUCGCCGCUGUCAAUCUCGCCAAAUACCGCAAGAUUCAGCACGAAGUCGAAGAUGCUGAGGAGAGAGCCGAUCAAGCAGAGCAGGCUCUCCAGAAACUCCGGGCUAAGAACCGCUCUUCUGUCUCCAUGUCACGUGGUCCAAGUGCAGCCCCUGGUGCUGGUGGUGCUCGCACUGCUAACGCCCAUACUUCUCGUGUCCGAGUUAUGGCCUCCGUCACAAACAAUGAAGAGGAGUAA
Rodentolepis nana is the source of this 5853-nucleotide messenger RNA. The record is from the annotation of a GenBank genome assembly. Lineage: Eukaryota; Metazoa; Platyhelminthes; Cestoda; Cyclophyllidea; Hymenolepididae.